CCUUUGCAGCUGUGGCGCUUGAAUCCCAAGUUCCUCAACAACACCAAGUUCCACUCUCGUGAUAUAGUCUUUUACAACCGAGUGCCCAAGACGGGAAGCGAGACUCUGAUCGAGUUAAUGAUACGUCUGGGCGAAAGAAACGACUAUCAGAACGAGCGGGCGCCGUUCUCAAAGCCCGUUGGAAUUUACUGGUCCGUGGAGCGUCAGAAAUCAGAGGCCCAACGAAUUUUUGAUCUGCAGGAGGAUUCUGCAUUCGUCUAUGUGGAGCACAUGAACUACAUGAACCUUAGGCCACUCCAUUUCCCCCAGCCCAUCUUCAUUAACUUGAUACGCGACCCCAUCGAAAGAGUUAUCAGUUGGUUCUACUAUAAACGCACCCCCUGGAACUCUGUGAAAAUGUUUGAAGUCACCGGAAAGUUUCAGAAUCGUUCGCAUUAUGUCAAAAACUUUGAGGAUUGUGUGCUCAUGCACGAUCCGGAAUGUCGUUACGAUUUCGGUCUCAAGUUCAAAGAAGAUUCCGCAGAUCACAAACGGCAGAGUUUGUUCUUCUGUGGUCACUCUCCCAUUUGCGAGCCAUUUAAUACGCCAGGAGCAAUAGCCAGGGCCAAACAGAAUGUGGAGCGAGAUUACUCCGUAAUUGGUUCCUGGGAGGAUGUUAAUGUGACUUUGACUGUGCUAGAGCACUACAUACCUCGUUUCUUCAAGGGCAGCACUGAUGUGUACUAUGAACCCAUCAAGGGCCUGGCUUUUAAGAAGCAAAAUACAAACCACUGGAAGCCCAAGAUUAGCGAACGCAUCAAGCAAAUAAUGCGAGCCAAUUUCACUCAGGAAUAUGAGUUUUAUCACUUUUGUAAACAGCGCCUGUAUAGACAAUAUUUUGCAAUAAACAGACACUUGCAUGUCUAA
Drosophila serrata is the source of this 906-nucleotide messenger RNA. RefSeq lists its product as uncharacterized. The record is from RefSeq and is a predicted model, not a curated record. Lineage: Eukaryota; Metazoa; Arthropoda; Insecta; Diptera; Drosophilidae. Gene Ontology annotation, molecular function: sulfotransferase activity. Gene Ontology annotation, cellular component: membrane.